Aspergillus puulaauensis is the source of this 573-nucleotide messenger RNA. Its product is annotated as DUF967 domain protein. The record is from RefSeq and is a predicted model, not a curated record. Gene Ontology annotation, biological process: post-translational protein targeting to endoplasmic reticulum membrane. The transcript is spliced from 2 exons. Gene Ontology annotation, cellular component: TRC complex. Bases 1 to 573 code for a protein of 190 amino acids. Lineage: Eukaryota; Fungi; Ascomycota; Eurotiomycetes; Eurotiales; Aspergillaceae.
AUGAACGACAUCCCCCUCCAGCCGGCAAGCACUGAUCCCCGCGAUCUCGCCGGCCUCGAAUCCAGCCCCUCCCUGCUCUUCACCUCCUUCACCUCAACAACAGCCUGGACACUCGGUCUCGCGCUCCGCGAUCGCAUCCUAUCUCUCCCCUCCGCGCAGCGCAAACCAGCCCUAAUUUCCAUAACGCUGGCGGGCGGGCUCGAGCCACACGUCGUCUUCCAGUGUGCAACAGAACCAGGCACCGUGGCGGACAAUGACAACUGGGUGCGGCGGAAGCGGAACACGGUGCUGCGUUGGGGCGUGUCGAGCUGGCUGAUGAGGCAGAAGAUGAUUGCUGGGCGGGAUGGUAAUGCGGAUGGCGUCGAGGAGGCGUUUGUGGGGAAAUAUGCGCUUGUGAGCUCGAGUGGUGGGAAGACGGCGGAUGAGUAUGCGAUUCAUGGUGGCGCAUUUCCGAUUAGGGUGAAGGGGGUGGACGGUGUUGUGGGUGUUAUCGUUGUCAGUGGGUUGAAGCAAGAGGAUGAUCAUCAGGUCAUUGUUGAGGUUGUGAGAGAUUUUAUUGGGAUGGGAAAUUAG